Messenger RNA from Carlito syrichta (Philippine tarsier), 4408 nucleotides. RefSeq names its product ATPase phospholipid transporting 10B (putative) (gene ATP10B). Gene Ontology annotation, molecular function: ATP hydrolysis activity; ATPase-coupled intramembrane lipid carrier activity; ATP binding. The record is from RefSeq and is a predicted model, not a curated record. The transcript is spliced from 22 exons. Gene Ontology annotation, cellular component: plasma membrane. Lineage: Eukaryota; Metazoa; Chordata; Mammalia; Primates; Tarsiidae. The coding region runs from base 17 to 4408 and encodes 1463 amino acids. Gene Ontology annotation, biological process: phospholipid translocation.
UAGCCUGGGGCUGGAAAUGGCCCUCUCCGUGGACUCAUCUUGGCACCAGUGGCAGUGGAGAGUCAGAUAUGGCCUCCCCCAGUCUCCAUCGGAAGUCACGCCACUGCUCUUGCCAGAGAAGGGGAGGCGGAGUUACAACCUGCCACAGCAGCGGGUCGUGUUUCCCAACAACAGCUUAUUCCACCAGGAUUGGGAAAAGGUCUCCAGGAGAUACCCUGGAAACAGAAUCUGCACGACCAAGUAUACCCUCUUCACCUUCCUGCCCCGGAAUCUGUUUGAGCAGUUUCACAGAUGGGCUAACCUCUAUUUCCUGUUCCUGGUAAUUCUAAACUGGGUGCCUUCCUUGGAGGUCUUUCACAAGGAAAUCACCAUGUUACCAUUGGUCAUUGUCCUGUUCAUCAUCAUGGUCAAGGAUGGCAUGGAAGACUUCAAAAGACACCGCUUUGAUAAAGCGAUAAACUGUUCCAACAUUCAAAUAUAUGAAAGAAAAGAGAAGACCUAUGUACAGAGGCACUGGAAGGAUGUGCACGUGGGAGAUUUCAUCCAAAUGCGAUGCAACGAGAUCAUCCCAGCAGACAUACUCCUCCUCUUUUCCUCGGACCCCAGCGGGAUAUGCCACCUGGAAACUGCCAACUUGGAUGGAGAGACAAACCUCAAACAAAGGCGUGUUGUGAAGGGCUUCUCACAGCAGGAGGGACAGUUCGAACCAGAACAUUUCCACAAUACCAUCGUGUGUGAGAAACCCAACAACCACCUCAACAAAUUCAAAGGUUAUAUGGAGCAUCCUGACCAGACCAGGACUGGCUUUGGCAGUGAGAGUCUUGUGCUUCGAGGCUGCACCAUCAGAAACACCGAGGUGGCUGUUGGCAUUGUCAUCUAUGCAGGCCAUGAGACAAAAGCCAUGCUGAACAACAGCGGCCCCCGCUACAAACGCAGCAAGAUCGAGCGGCGCAUGAACACUGACAUCUUCUUCUGCAUCGGACUCCUCUUUCUCAUGUGCCUCGUUGGAGCCGUAGGUCACAGCCUCUGGAAUGGGAUCUUUGAAGAACACCCUCCCUUCGACGUGCCAGAUGCUAAGGGCAGCUUCCUUCCCCUUGCCGUUGGGGGCUUCUACAUGUUCCUCACAAUGAUCAUCCUGCUCCAGGUGCUGAUCCCCAUCUCUUUGUAUGUCUCCAUUGAGCUGGUGAAGCUCGGGCAAGUAUUCUUCCUGCACAAUGACCUUGACCUGUAUAAUGAAGAGACCGAUUCUUCCAUUCAAUGCCGAGCCCUCAACAUCACUGAGGACCUAGGCCAGAUCCAGUAUGUCUUCUCCGACAAGACAGGGACCCUGACAGAGAACAAGAUGGUGUUCCGGCGUUGCACCAUCAUGGGCAGCGAGUAUUCUCACCAAGAAAAUGCCAAGCGACUGGAGACCCCAAAGGAACCGGACUCAGACAGUGAAGAGUGGACCCAAUACCAAUGUCUGUCCUUCCCAGCCAGACAGGCCCAGGGACCAGCAACUAUGAGAGGCCAAAAAGGUGCCCAACCACUGAGAAGGAGCCAGAGUGCCCGGGUGCCCAUCCAGGGCCACUCCCGUCAAAGGUCCAUGGGUUGCUAUGAAACCUCACAGCCUCCUGUGGCCUUUAGCAGCUCCAUAGAAAAAGAUGUGACUCCAGAUAAAAACCUGCUAACCAAGGCUCGAGAUGCUGCUCUAUGGCUAGAGACCUUGUCAGACAGCAGACCUGCCAAACCUUCCUUCUCCACGGCCUCCUCCAUUGCUGACUUCUUCCUGGCCCUAACCAUCUGCAACUCCGUCAUGGUGUCCACAACCACUGAACCCAGGCAGAGAAUCACCAUCCCACCCUCAAACAAGCCUCUGGGGACAUCCCUGGAGAAAAUUCAGCAGCUCUUCCAGAGGUUGAAACUAUCAAGCCUCAGCCAGUCUUUCUCGUCCACUGCACCCUCUGACACAGACCUGGGGGAGAGUUUGGGGGCCAACAUGCCCACCACAGACUCCGACGAGAGAGAUGAUAUGUCUGUGUGCAGCGGAGGCUACUCCACUGACGGCGGCUACAGGAGCAGCACGUGGGACCAGGGGGACAUCCUGGGGUCUGGGUCGGCCGCUUCCUUGGAGGAGACACUGGAGUCCCCAGCUCCAGGCCUGGCCGGGCCCGAGGUCUGUUAUGAGGCUGAGAGCCCCGACGAGGCGGCCCUGGUGCAUGCUGCCCACGCCUACAGCUUCACACUGGUGUCCCGGACACCCGAGCAGGUGACCGUGCGCCUGCCGCAGGGCACCUGCCUUACCUUCAGCCUCCUCUGCACCCUGGGCUUUGACUCCAUCAGGAAGAGAAUGUCCGUGGUUGUGAGACAUCCGUUGACUGGUGAGAUCAUUGUCUACACAAAGGGCGCAGACUCAGUCAUCAUGGACCUACUGGAAGACCCAGCCUGUGUGACUGACAUUGAUGUGGAAAAGAAGCUGAGAAAAAUCCGAGCCCGUACCCAAAAGCACCUAGACUUGUAUGCAAGAGACGGCCUGCGUACACUCUGCAUAGCUAAGAAGGUCAUGAGUGAGGAGGACUUCCGGAGAUGGGCCAGUUUCCGGCGUGAGGCUGAGGCGUCCCUCGACAACCGAGAUGAGCUUCUAAUGGAGACAGCGCAGCAUCUGGAGAACCAACUCACCUUGCUUGGAGCCACUGGGAUUGAAGAUCGGCUGCAGGAAGGAGUUCCAGACACAAUCGCUGCUCUGCGGGAGGCGGGGAUCCAGCUCUGGGUCUUGACUGGAGAUAAGCAGGAGACCGCCGUCAAUAUCGCCUAUUCCUGCAGACUCUUAGAUCAGACUGACACUGUCUACUCCAUCAAUACAGAGAGUCAGGAAACCUGUGAAUCCAUCCUCAACUGUGCCUUGGAGGAAGUAAAGCAAUUUCAUGAACCAGAGAAGGCAGACCACAAGUUCUUUGGGUUCCAUCUACCUUCUAAGACUUCAUCUACCACCUCAGGAACUAUGGUUCCAGAAGCCGGAUUGGUCAUCGAUGGGAAGACAUUGAAUGCCAUUUUCCAGGGAAAUCUGGAGAAGAAGUUUCUGGAGUUGACCCAGUAUUGUCGGUCUGUCCUGUGCUGCCGCUCCACCCCACUCCAGAAGAGUAUGAUAGUCAAGCUGGUGCGAGACAAGAUGCAUGUCAUGACCCUUUCCAUAGGAGAUGGAGCAAAUGACGUAAGCAUGAUUCAAGCUGCUGAUGUUGGAAUUGGAAUAUCUGGACAGGAAGGCAUGCAGGCCGUCAUGUCCAGCGACUUUGCCAUCUCCCGCUUUAGACACCUCAAGAAGCUGCUGCUUGUGCACGGCCACUGGUGCUACUCACGCCUAGCCAGGAUGGUGGUGUACUACUUCUACAAGAAUGUGUGCUACGUCAACCUGCUCUUCUGGUACCAGUUCUUCUGUGGUUUCUCCGGCUCCACCAUGAUCGAUUACUGGCAGAUGAUAUUCUUCAACCUCUUCUUCACCUCUUUGCCUCCUCUGGUCUUUGGCAUCCUGGACAAAGACAUCUCUGCAGAGACACUCAUGGCAUUGCCUGAGCUGUACAAGAGCGGCCAAAACUCCGAGUGCUACAACCUGUUGACUUUCUGGAUUUCCAUGUUGGAUGCAUUCUACCAGAGUCUCGUCUGUUUCUUUAUCCCUUACCUGACCUACAAGGGCUCUGAUAUUGAAGUCUUUACCUUUGGGACACCCAUCAACACCAUCUCCCUCACCACAAUCCUCUUGCACCAGGCAAUGGAAGUGAAGACAUGGACCAUCAUCCAUGGGCUCGUCCUCCUAGGCAGCUUCCUGAUGUACUUUGUGGUGUCCCUGCUGUACAACGCUACCUGUGUCAUCUGUAACAGCCCCACCAAUCCCUACUGGGUGAUGGAAGACCAGCUCUCAGACCCCACUUUCUAUCUCCUUUGCUUCCUCACACCCGUCGUGGCUCUUCUCCCAAGAUACUUUCUCCUGUCGCUGCAAGGGACCUAUGGGAUGUCUCUGAUCUCAAAAGCUCAAAAAAUUGAUAAACUCCCCAUGGACAAAAGAGACCUAGAAAUCCAGAGUUGGAGACGCAGACAGUGGUCUUCACCUGUAUCUGAAAUUUCUCAUCCCACCCACCAUCCAAUGCCACCCAUCCCAGAACAGGACUUCUGCAAAAGCACUCCAAAGAACACUAGCCCUCCCAAGCGGAAGCACACUGAGGACUUGGUGCUCCAUGGACAGAGAUGUGGCAGAGAGCACGUGAGGGAUGAUCCAUGUUCAGGGAACUCCUCAGCUAAACUCUCAUCUGGAGAACAUCUUCUGGGGCUUAAUAAUACAAUGGCUUCUGGAGCCUACUCAAGAGGACAGAAUGACGUGUCCCGGCGCUCAAAGAGUGGCAGCCAUCGCCGAUCCCAGAGUUCACUGACCAUAUGA